Trichomycterus rosablanca is the source of this 1227-nucleotide messenger RNA. It is a transcript of the gene tmtopsb, whose product is annotated as teleost multiple tissue opsin b. The transcript is spliced from 4 exons. Gene Ontology annotation, biological process: G protein-coupled receptor signaling pathway; cellular response to light stimulus; visual perception. NCBI's taxonomy places the organism in Eukaryota, Metazoa, Chordata, Actinopteri, Siluriformes, Trichomycteridae. Gene Ontology annotation, cellular component: photoreceptor outer segment; plasma membrane. Bases 1 to 1227 code for a protein of 408 amino acids. The record is from RefSeq and is a predicted model, not a curated record. Gene Ontology annotation, molecular function: G protein-coupled photoreceptor activity.
AUGAUCGCGUCCAAUGUGAGUUGGGGCUGCGCUUGGUGCGCAAACGCCACUGACCGAGCCGGCGCCGGCGCACACGGGUACAAGGCGGAGAACCGGUCCGAGACAGGGGGGGAGCUGAGCCCCACCGGGCAUCUGAUAGUGGCAGUGUGUCUGGGCUUCAUCGGGACGUUCGGGUUCCUAAAUAACGCGCUGGUACUGGUGUUGUUUUGCCGUUUCAAGCUGCUGCGCUCGCCCAUUAACUGCCUCCUGGCGAGCAUCUCGGUGAGCGACCUGCUGGUGUGUGUGCUCGGUACUCCGUUCAGUUUCGCCGCCAGUACGCGCGGACGCUGGCUCAUCGGGGCUGCUGGAUGUGUGUGGUACGGCUUCAUCAACUCCUUCCUCGGUAUCGUAUCCUUGAUCUCGCUGGCGGUGCUGUCCUACGAGCGCUACUGCACCAUGAUGGGAGUCACGCAGGCCGACGCCACCAGCUACCGAAAGGUGAUCAUGGGCAUCACUUUCUCCUGGAUCUACUCCAUGGCCUGGACCGUGCCCCCUCUCUUCGGGUGGAGCCGCUACAGCCCGGAGGGACCGGGUACCACCUGCAGCGUCAACUGGACUGCUAAAACCGCCAACAACAUUUCUUAUAUCAUGUGUCUCUUCUUCUUCUGCCUCAUCCUCCCCUUUCUGGUGAUCGUGUACAGCUAUGGUAAGCUGCUACAAGCCAUCAAGCAGGUAACCAGAAUCAACACGGCGGUGUCUCGGAAGCGGGAGCAGCGGGUGCUUUUCCUGGUGGUCACCAUGGUAGUGUGCUAUUUGCUUUGCUGGCUGCCUUAUGGCAUCAUGGCACUGGUGGCCACGUUCGGGCAGCCCGGCCAGGUCACGCCGGAAGCCAGCAUCGUACCUUCUCUGCUAGCCAAGACCAGCACCGUCAUCAAUCCGGUCAUCUACAUCUUUAUGAACAAACAGUUCUACAGAUGCUUCAGAGCUCUACUGGUGUGCAGCGCCGUGGAUAAAGGCUCGAGCUACAAAUGUUCCUCCAGGGGGACCAAGACUCUCAGGACGGUACGACGCAUCAACGGCCCCAAUGCCACCAUACUGGGGGCGACACCAUGCCCAGCUACUGCCCAGAACCCAGACAGCGAUAAGUUGAAGAGCAGCUCUGAGCCAGAUGGCAGAUCGCCUGGAACUGGAUUAGCACUAGAGACAAUGAAGCCCGUCAUCUCUCUCGUGGCGUACUACAAUGGUUGA